UCAGGUUUAUUACCUUGUUUCACAGUGUCUUGCACAAGUGUGAUUCUUUUGACAUUUUCUUAUGUUCAUAUUAUCUUCAGUUGCCUUGUCUUGUGAAAACUAAUGAACAUGGCCUCAAAGCUAAAUGCUAUUAUCCUGGAUAUUGAGGGGACGACAACUUCCAUCAGCUUUGUGAAGGAUAUAUUGUUUCCAUAUGCAAGGGAGCAUCUAGAUUCUUUUCUCACUGAGCACUGGGGUUCAGAAGACUGUUCAACCAUCGUCAACCUCCUAAGGGAUCAGGCGUCUGCCGACGGCGUGACACUGCCAGCAGCUGAAUCAGACCCUGCCCUGCUGCGAGAGGGUAUCCGUCGGUACGUGCUGUCCCUGAUGGAUGCCGACCGUAAAGUUACUGCCCUGAAGCACCUUCAGGGACUCAUCUGGACAAGGGGAUACCUUGACGGCCACAUUAUUGGACAUGUCUAUGGAGAUGUGCCUGCAGCACUGGAGCAAUGGAACCGACAGGAUAUCUCUGUGUGGAUCUAUUCGUCGGGCAGCAUCGCCGCCCAGAAGCUGCUCUUUGGCCACACAGAACACGGUUCGCUGUUGAAGCACUUCAGUGGUCACUUUGACACGACCACCGGGCCAAAGACUGAAGUGGAGAGCUACCGCAAGAUUGCAGCCGCCAUUGGCAGCAGUCCAGAACAGAUUCUGUUCGUCACCGACAUUUUAAAAGAAGCUGUGGCGGCGAGGGAGGCCGGCAUGAGAGUCAAUCUAGCCAUCAGGCCGGGGAACGCCGAACUUAGCGAGGUCGAUCGACAGCAGUAUACCACCAUCACGGACUUCAGCCAGAUCUCCGUCUGAGCGCCAGCAGUGGGUGAAUAAUUCUGAGCAUGGUGCGUGCUCUGUCGUCUCGUGACCAGUGGCCAUCAUUCCUUGUUAUCGAAGUGAUACUCAUACGGGGCUAGGCGUAGUAUGGCUCAAUAAUGGUUAUUAAAGGGACUAUCCCACCUUCUAAAAUGUUGUUAAAACCAGUUAAAUUGUGCCCGACUUUAUAGAUUGGAUGACCAGGAACACGGUUCUGGCAUUUAUUUUUCAUUAAACAUCUUAGG
Amphibalanus amphitrite is the source of this 1088-nucleotide messenger RNA. It is a transcript of the gene Enoph, whose product is annotated as enolase-phosphatase E1-like. The record is from RefSeq and is a predicted model, not a curated record. NCBI's taxonomy places the organism in Eukaryota, Metazoa, Arthropoda, Thecostraca, Balanomorpha, Balanidae. The transcript is spliced from 6 exons. The coding region runs from base 103 to 840 and encodes 245 amino acids. Gene Ontology annotation, molecular function: acireductone synthase activity; magnesium ion binding.